AUGGAGAACAAAAGAAUGGCCAUGUUAGUGGUGAUGAUGUUGGAUGGGAACAUGUUGAUUGAGACAGAGGCUGUUAUGUCUUUUAAAGUAUGUUACGGAGGUUGUCUUCUGGCGUGUGGUAUUUUAGCACCCAAUAUCAAAAAACUUUUCUGUCCUUUCAUGUGUAUCAAGGAUUGUAAACGUCGUGCACUCUCUGUUGAGGCGAAUCUAAAAGAGAUUAACCAGACUGAUUAUUUCUGCAACAUUGGAUGUGCUACCGAUCGUUGUGGUUCAUCCUCCUCAAUCGAAGAUAAGGAUCAUGUGGAGAAAGUUUCCGUAUGCGUGGAUUCAUGUUCAGAGACUUGCUCCCACAAGAACUAA
Molecule: messenger RNA, 360 nt
Organism: Camelina sativa (false flax)
Lineage: Eukaryota; Viridiplantae; Streptophyta; Magnoliopsida; Brassicales; Brassicaceae
Product: thionin-like protein
Source: RefSeq, a predicted model, not a curated record